Molecule: messenger RNA, 783 nt
Organism: Ogataea philodendri
Lineage: Eukaryota; Fungi; Ascomycota; Pichiomycetes; Pichiales; Pichiaceae
Exons: 3
Coding region: 1-783 (260 amino acids)
Source: RefSeq, a predicted model, not a curated record
AUGUCUGUGAGGUUGUUCUUUUUGUCUUGUAGACCCCAGGUUCACUCCCAGGUACUCGUCGCACAGCCCCGUGUAGGUCAAUUGGGUCAGAACCGCGCUCACAAGGUCCACGGACCGGUCCAGGCACACAAAGUCCACGUUUCUGUUCAUGAACGAGUGCUGGUCCAGGAAAAGAGUGUCGUCCUGGUCCAAGAUGAGUUUCUUUGUUUUGGCAUCCACUUUGGUCAAAUGAGCCUGUUCGACUGGAUCACCAAGUCCAACAGUGCGCUUGCCAGCUGGUCCAGCGGCGCAAUUGACCCAGCAAACAGGUCUCCCAGGCCACCCUGGGAAAGACACAGACUGAGCACGUCCGGCUCGAGCGCCAGCGGUCUCAAUUCGGGCCAAAAGUACACACUCACGUCGCCCUUGAUGCCGAGAUUCUCUAUGACUAGCUCCGUGGCGGUGACUAGCCGGCUGGCAACAAUAAGCGACACCUGGUGGGUCUUGGAGAAGGGCAAGAUCUUGCGCUUCAAAAUGCCGGCCACCGAGUCCAGCAUCUCCAUACUGCCCUCACAUAAAAACACAAUGCUAGGGAACAAGGGCAGCAGGUGUUCGUGGUCGAACAAUGCAUCAUCUAUCCAUAUGACUUUACUAAUCUUUGUAAGUUUCUUCAAGUUGGAGAAACUGGUUAAGAAAUCGAUCGACCGAGACAGAUCCUUCUGCACCACAAACAGAUGUUCGGACGCAGUGCCUAGCAACGAUAUCUGGCGGAAUAUGGCGCCCAAUUCCUCCAAAGCGCUCUGA